GAGCUCUGUCAAAAAAAUUGACAGAUAUUGCAAAAAAAAAAUAUCUGAAAAGUGGAAAAGCAAUCCUUUAUCUCUUUAAUUUCAUAUCUUUAUGCACAAAACAAAAUAUUAAAAUUCUUUACUAUCUAAUUUACAAUUAUGAUAAAAUUAUUUUCUUUGAAACAACAGAAAAAAGAUGGCGAGGGAACGCCAAGAUCUGGAAAUCAGAAAAAAGCAUCUGCAGCUCAGUUAAGGAUAACUAAAGAUCUAAGCGAAUUGAAUCUACCUAAAACCUGUUCGACGGAGUUUCCAGAUCCCGAUGAUCUAUUAAAUUUUAAACUCGUUAUAUGUCCAGAUGAGGGAUUUUAUAAAGGAGGACGAUUUAUAUUUAGUUUUAAAGUAGGGCCAAAUUAUCCCCAUGAACCUCCAAAGGUUAAAUGUGAAACGCAGGUGUAUCAUCCAAACAUUGACCAACAAGGCAAUGUGUGCCUAAAUAUUUUAAGGGAAGAUUGGAAGCCUGUUUUAACUAUAAACAGUAUUGUGUAUGGAUUACAGUAUCUAUUUCUUGAACCUAAUGCAGAGGAUCCUUUAAAUAAAGAAGCUGCUGAAGUCUUAACAACUAACAGAAGAGUAUUUGAACAGAAUGUUCAAAAAGCAAUCAGAGGUGGCUAUGUGGGUGGUAUUUACUUUGACCGUUGUCUUAAGUGAUUAUUUUUUUUAAAUACUGGAAAGUAUGUAAUUAAAUAUAACGUAAAUACUAAUAUAAGGACAUGAGAGAAUCA
Sitophilus oryzae (rice weevil) is the source of this 761-nucleotide messenger RNA. It is a transcript of the gene UbcE2M, whose product is annotated as NEDD8-conjugating enzyme Ubc12. The transcript has 3 exons. Lineage: Eukaryota; Metazoa; Arthropoda; Insecta; Coleoptera; Curculionidae. Bases 139 to 687 code for a protein of 182 amino acids. The record is from RefSeq and is a predicted model, not a curated record.